GUUGUGAAGUUCUGUAAAAACUUUGAAGCCUUUUUCUACUAGCACUGGCAACUGAAGUUCAUCUGUGAAACAGAACCAUUGCAGAGAAGGAACUGCUGCAAUUUUGGAAUACAGGGGACCACCUUCAUCUUUGCAGAGGUGGCACAUCUCAAUGGAUGGGCUGUUGUGACAGUGAGGGUGCUGCACACUGACACUGGGACUCUGCUUCUCUCAGCCACUGUCAAAGGCUAUGGUGUGAGCAGAUCAGAGAGCACAAGAAGGACCAGUGGGAAUUCGGAUGGACGAAGAGAUUCUGACAGAAGGCUUCAGUUUUGCUUCCCAAAGAGAAUUGUCCUUCUUCCCAAAAAGCUGGUGUACUUGUGUGGAGAGGCCAUGGAUUCUUCCUGAAGACAGCGUGUUUGCUGGCGUGUUUGGCAGCUCGGGGCUGCUGGCGAGGAGCUGCUCGGCCUGGGGAGCUGCCAGGAACACGAUGCCCUGCCCUGCUCUCGGCCUUGGGAAGCUGUGAGUUGCUCAUGUCCAUAAGGAGGAAGGAUGGCUCAUGGAAUUCCUUCACAAGGCAAAGUUACCAUAACGGUGGAUGAGUACAGCUCCAACCCGACGCAGGCCUUCACGCACUACAACAUCAACCAGAGCAGGUUCCAGCCUCCACACGUGCACAUGGUCGACCCUAUCCCAUAUGAUACUCCAAAACCAGCGGGCCACACGCGAUUUGUCUGCAUCUCAGACACACACUCCAGAACAGAUGGCAUCCAGAUGCCUUAUGGGGACAUCCUUCUCCACACGGGCGAUUUCACCGAGCUGGGACUGCCCUCAGAGGUUAAGAAGUUUAAUGACUGGUUAGGAAACCUGCCAUAUGAAUAUAAAAUAGUGAUUGCUGGGAAUCAUGAACUGACAUUUGAUAAGGAAUUCAUGGCAGACCUUGUUAAACAAGAUUACUACCGCUUUCCUUCUGUGUCCAAAUUGAAACCAGAGGACUUUGACAAUGUUCAGUCACUCCUGACAAAUAGUAUUUACUUACAAGAUUCAGAAGUAACAGUUAAAGGAUUCCGGAUAUAUGGUGCCCCGUGGACACCGUGGUUUAAUGGAUGGGGCUUUAACCUACCCAGAGGUCAGUCUUUGCUAGACAAGUGGAACCUUAUCCCUGAGGGCAUUGAUAUACUAAUGACACAUGGACCUCCCCUUGGUUUUCGAGACUGGGUUCCAAAAGAGCUGCAGAGAGUUGGUUGUGUGGAACUGCUAAACACAGUGCAAAGGCGAGUAAGGCCCAAACUCCAUGUCUUUGGUGGGAUCCAUGAAGGUUAUGGCAUUAUGACAGACGGUUACACAACGUACAUCAAUGCUUCAACGUGUACAGUCAGCUUUCAACCAACCAACCCUCCAAUUAUAUUUGACCUUCCAACCCCUCAAGGAUCAUGAAGCACUGCUGCACGUUUGGAACUGAGGAAGGUCUAUAAACUGCCAUUUUCUAAUUACAAUACUUGCAUUCUGUUACAUGUUUAUUUCAAAGGUUUUUGUGGGGGGGCAUUUUGGGAGGGAGAGUGGAGGGGUUU
Lagopus leucura (white-tailed ptarmigan) is the source of this 1550-nucleotide messenger RNA. RefSeq names its product metallophosphoesterase domain containing 2 (gene MPPED2). Bases 532 to 1416 code for a protein of 294 amino acids. The transcript is spliced from 9 exons. Gene Ontology annotation, molecular function: hydrolase activity. The record is from RefSeq and is a predicted model, not a curated record. NCBI's taxonomy places the organism in Eukaryota, Metazoa, Chordata, Aves, Galliformes, Phasianidae.